AUGAUACGCAAAUCAACACGUGGAAAGAAGGCACUAAUGUUGGCCAUGCCAAAAACUGUUUUGUCUUUGUCGUCAAUUGUGGACUUUGGGCCCGACAACAAAGGGAAAAGUCCACUGGCAGAAAGUUGUUCGGCGGUCUACAGCAGUAACCUGACCAUUUCUGGAAACACACCCGCCCCUGAACCACUAGAUGGAAAGGGAAUCCAAACAUUCAUCAAAGACUAUGUUCAAAGGGCAAAGAAUGCCAUCCACGCCAGAUUCGAAGGAGUGGAGAUCCACGAAGCCAAUGGCUACACGCUUUAA
Histoplasma capsulatum G186AR is the source of this 303-nucleotide messenger RNA. RefSeq lists its product as uncharacterized. The record is from RefSeq and is a predicted model, not a curated record. Gene Ontology annotation, molecular function: oxidoreductase activity; FMN binding. The transcript has a single exon. Lineage: Eukaryota; Fungi; Ascomycota; Eurotiomycetes; Onygenales; Ajellomycetaceae. Bases 1 to 303 code for a protein of 100 amino acids.